AAAAGCAAAAAAAAAAGAAAAAGAAGAGGAGUGAAGGGAAGAUGCAACUGAUCCUGAAACUCUGUAUGCAACCGUUCUGCAUGAUUGAAGGCUGUCCAAACCCCCAAAAAUAGAAAGCACAGAUUCAUCCGUUUCUCCCCCGACCUCGCCGCCGGCCGCCUCCGGGUCCCAAACCCUCGUCGCCUCCGCCGCCCGGGCCCGUGCGGACCUCCAACCCGUCCCUCCCCACCCGCGGAAUUCCACCGCCUGAUUUAGGUCGGGCUCGGCCGGCUGGGGUCGAGUUGGCGGCGGCGGCAGGCGAAGCGAUGGGGGCGAACGCCGACCCCACGGGCGGGCAUCUGGGCGGGCCCCACCAGCGCAACCCCUCCCCCGCGGCGCUAGCCCCGCCGCAGCACGGCGUGGCCGCGACCACCGCGGCCGCGCUGCGCCACGACCCGGGGCUCUCCGUCCGGUGGACGCCCGAGGAGCAGGCCGCGCUCGAAGGAGGGCUGGCGAGCUAUGCGGCUGAUGCAGCUGUAGUUCGCUAUGCAAAAAUUGCUAUGAAUCUGCCUGACAAGACAGUGCGAGAUGUGGCCCUGCGUUGCAGAUGGAUGACUAAAAAGGAGAGUAGCAAGAAAAGGAAGGAAGAGUUAUCUAAGAAAAACAAAGAAAAGAAGGAGAGAGCGAAUGAUUCUUCAUCAAAAGGGCCAGCUCACCUAGUGUCCCGACCUAAUGCCCCUCCAUAUUCCGUUCCAGUUCUUCCUAUGGAUGAUGAUGAUGUGUCAUACAAAACAAUUGGAGGCCAAACAGGUGAACUUCUUGAGCACAAUGCACAGAUCUUGAACCAGAUCUAUACCAAUAUUUCAAACAUGCAGGUGCAGGAGAAUAUCCCUCUUCUAUGUCAAACUAGGGAUAAUAUACUUGCAGUCCUGAAGGACAGGAUAAGUGAUGUUCCUGAUAUAAUGAAGCAAAUGCCACCCCUUCCUGUACAAUUGAAUGAAGAUUUGGCCAACUCUACGUUGUUGCCGAGGCCUCCGCAUACAUGAUAUGUGCAGCAGUUGGCUCAAUCAAAUCAACUGUGCAUGAAGAUCCGUUUAGAUAGAUGGGCUGUUUGCUUAUGACAAAUUGCAAUAGAUACCAGAUGCCUGAUUGUAACGACUCUCUAUACCUUGGUUCUAUUUGUUCAGCUGAUAGUAGGUGUUCCAUGUACAAAGCCAGCAGUUUCAGUCAAACAAGUUCGUAGCCCUCUAGUCCAUGUAGAAAAAUACAUAGGGUUAAGCUUCUGUACAGUUUCUAAAGAAAUAGCAUCUUUUCUCUUUCAGUUCUGUUUAGAAGUGGCAUUCAGCUCUAAUCGUACAAAAGAUGUUGGGACAUGAUAUUAUACAACAAAAGCUUAUUAAAUUUUGUCUUGGUGUAGUUC
This is a messenger RNA of Oryza brachyantha (malo sina), 1399 nucleotides long. RefSeq lists its product as uncharacterized. The record is from RefSeq and is a predicted model, not a curated record. Bases 306 to 1025 code for a protein of 239 amino acids. NCBI's taxonomy places the organism in Eukaryota, Viridiplantae, Streptophyta, Magnoliopsida, Poales, Poaceae. The transcript is spliced from 7 exons.